AUGUCACUAUCCAGAGUAGCGAGAGAUGCUAAUGGAGUGCUCUACGAGACACUGCUCUCAGCUGCAAAGAGAGAGACAGAGGACUUUUCAUCACAAGACAACUGCGUGACUUGCUCUGACGUGCCUACGUGCCCUACAUGUAAAUCCAACGAAAAAUGUGUCCUAACGGCUAGGACGUGUAGCACCUGUCCUGAGAUGUCCUGUGUACAUGAUGAAAACUCCGGUUCAUCUUCGAGCCUCAGCUCUGCUGCCACGGGUGGUAUCUCAGCUGGUGCCGUAGUGGGUGCUCUGGUUAUAUUUUCUCUGAUGGGAUUUUUGUAUUUUAGAUACGUUUACAAGCCCAAGAAGAUGCGCCAACAGGAUGAGGAAGCUAACAAUGUGAAAGAUAUGACAGAUGACAAAUCCACGCUGUCAAAUACUCAAAAGUCAGGGGAUAUUGACUUGGAAAGACGAAAUUCUUCACUGACGCUCUCUACUAUGGCUAAUACCAUAUUGACAAAGACAUCCAAUAUAAUCCCAAUAGCGUAUAUUCCUGGUGUUAUGGUCUCCAACAGUGGCAGGUCCAACUCAACUUAUUCUAAAAGUAUAUUGUCAGACGACAACUUUUCAUCCUUCCAUGAGGAUGCCUCUAUCCAUAACGAGAAGAGAAAUGAUAGUAACACAACAACAGCUAUAAGAGCCGUACCAAGACUAGUGAAUAUAGCCGAGGAAGAUGAUUCCAGCUCUAUUGUUGAACUACAGUCCAUACGUCUCGCCCCUAUUCAUCGGCCUUCCAUGCCUGUCGCACGCCUGAAUAUGGAUGAUGAAUUACAAAAGACCACAACGGGUGGAAAUUCAAGCGAUGCCCAAACCUUUGGUGAUGAUGAGUCUACGGAUCUCGCUUCUUCAGAUGAGGAUUUAGACUAUGAGGAUAUACAAAGAGAGCAUGAGAAACGUCAAAAGGCUAAGAUCGAGAAAGAGCUUGGAUCGAGUAAAUCCAAUUCUGGAACAACUUCCUUCAAAACUCUGUUAGACUCUUCACAACCAGGAACACUUGGAAGCGCUGCUGUUACAAAUACUUUGCAAACUGGAAGGAGGGUAGAGCCAAAGGAACUCGAUGGUGCGGAUGACAAUACCAAAGCUGACGACCCCUUAGACAACUCAGAUGUGGAAAUUUUUCUCGAUGUGGAUAUUGAACCUAUGAAUAAGAACUCCUUUGAAGAAUCUGAAUCUGGUUCAGUAUCCCCAUUUGAUGAUAAAUAUGGACUUAAUUAA
Komagataella phaffii GS115 is the source of this 1254-nucleotide messenger RNA. RefSeq lists its product as hypothetical. The transcript has a single exon. Bases 1 to 1254 code for a protein of 417 amino acids. The record is from RefSeq and is a predicted model, not a curated record. NCBI's taxonomy places the organism in Eukaryota, Fungi, Ascomycota, Pichiomycetes, Pichiales, Pichiaceae.